CUACGAGCGGGCAGCGACGGCGACUACGAACGAGGUCUCUUCCGGUGUCCGUGUUGUUAGUAGCGCACGUGUCAAAAGUGUAACAAAAUUGAAUUGAAAGCUAAAUGUUAUUGAAUGGAGAAUUGUAGUGUUUAAAAGUAAACCAACUUCUUAUUCUUGAACUUGCUGAGUACGGCAUAUCACUAAACAAGGGAAAAUGGUGGGGUCACGUGUCUAUGUCGGCGGUCUGCCGUUCGGCGUCCGAGACAGGGACCUGGAGAAGUUCUUCAAAGGUUUUGGCAGAAUCAGGGAUAUCCUUAUCAAGAAUGGAUAUGGAUUUGUGGAAUUUGAGGAUUAUCGAGAUGCAGAUGAUGCAGUUUAUGAACUUAACGGAAAAGAACUACUAGGAGAAAGGGUGGUGGUGGAGCCGGCCAGGGGCAUCGACCGCAGCGCCGACCGUUACCGGCGCGACCGCUACUACGAGCGCGACCGCGGCCGGUCGCGAUACGAUGACUACAGUUACAGAUACGGGCCGCCGACGCGCACCGAGUAUCGACUAGUCGUCGAAAAUCUGUCUAGCCGCAUUAGCUGGCAGGACUUGAAGGAUUACAUGCGUCAAGCUGGUGAAGUCACUUAUGCUGACGCACACAAGCAGCAUAGGAACGAAGGUGUGGUGGAGUUUGCUACCCACUCUGAUAUGCGCGCGGCUAUUGAGAAGCUGGAUGGAACAGAACUGAAUGGGCGACGUAUCCGUCUGAUUGAGGCUAGACGUGGCUCCCGUCGCCGCACUCGCUCCUCAUCGAGCCGAAGUCGAUCUCGGUCCAGGGAUCGCAGACGCAGCCGAUCCAGGUCUCGCUCCCGUCGCUCCUCCCGUAGCCGCUCCCGCUCCAAAUCUAGGCCAAAGAGCAAGAGCCCCGUUGUCAAGUCCCGCAGCAGAUCCCGAUCCAAGGAUCGCAGUCGUUCGAAGUCGCGGUCACGCUCGGAGUCCCGUAGAUCUGAACGUCGGUCGGAGUCCCGUAGAUCUGAACGUCGGUCGGCCUCCCGUAGGUCUGACCGCCGCUCGGCGUCGCCACGGCCCUCCGCAGAGAGAAACGGCGGGAAGUCAGCCUCCAGGUCCAAGUCCCGAUCACCGAAAGCUGCUUCCAAGGAAAGGUCUCGCUCUCGCAGCAAGGAGGCGUCGCCGAAGCGUGAGGAAGAACGUCGCCCGAGCAAGUCUCAGUCUCGCUCCCGCUCCCGCUCUCGGUCCAGGUCCCGCGACCGCUCCGCUUCUCGCGAUCACUCCGCCUCUCGGUCGCGCUCAGGUUCGCCGCGACAGAAUGGUGAAGCGCAAGACCGCGCAAGUACAGAUAGGUCGCCUCGUAGUGGUGACUAGACAGACCCUAGUUGUAAGCUGCAUAGAUUUAUUUGUUUAUAGUUUUAACAAAUUCGUGACCUCAACUAUAGUAACAAUAUUGUUCUUAGUUUUGACUCUUAGCAUCCAUAUCAAUAUUAAAAUCAAACUAGUUUUCACUACUUGUAGUAGCACUUUAUAUAAAUAUAUAGAUAAGAUAUCUUUUUGUAUUUAAUCCGAAAUUUUUCAUGAAAGUUGGGUGUAACACCCAAUCUGUUAAACAUUUUAAAUAAUAGAAUAUCUAGAAAUUGUUGUAUAAGUACCUAUACAAUUAAUUUGGUAUCAUGAAUCUGAUCUCCAUCAGCUUAAAAGUACAAUGUUUCACUAUCCUUAACAUAAUUUAGCAUUUGGCAAUGCUUUGUUGAAGUCACGAUGGUUGAAUAUAAGAUUCUUAUAAUGUGCACCGUGUUUGAUAUUUUUUGUCUCACACGGGUGAUAGAUGUCUUUGUCUAUACAUAGGUUAGUUAAGAUCGCUUUACGGGCUAGUGGGCAAAUAGAUACUUAUAUUAUUUAAGUAAUAAAUUCUACUGAAUCCCUUGACUGUAAUAAUUUAAUUUUGUUAAUUGUGUUAAAGUGAUGUAUAAUUUUUAUUUUCUGUGAGUCAUUUGAUGCAUUUUUGUCGAAAGAUAGUGGUGUCGAGUAUUUGCCCAUACUUUAAGUGAAAGUAACAAAAUUUGACGAAAUUUUAUAAUUACCUAUUUUUUGGUAAAAGAUGUAACAACAUAAGAUUUAACUCUACAUCUUUAAGACAAUUCUACUUGGUAGGCUAAUUUUGUAAAUAGUAUAUUUGUUACUAAUAACCAAAUAAUAAAUAAGGCUGUACCGAUAUUUUUUAGUUUUAUUUCAAUUUUUCCUCCCAUAAAGUAUGCAUCGUCUGCGU
Messenger RNA from Spodoptera exigua (beet armyworm), 2249 nucleotides. Lineage: Eukaryota; Metazoa; Arthropoda; Insecta; Lepidoptera; Noctuidae. The record is from the annotation of a GenBank genome assembly.